CGGCUCCACCCACGUCCCAGCAUGCACCGCAGAGUAAGCACGGCCAUUCAGAUGGUCGGGAGGAUGGCAGGCUCCGGGGCGGAGCCGCAGAUCCUUGUGCAGUACUUAGUGUUACGAAAGGACCUAGCGCAGGCGCCUUUCUCCUGGCCCACGGGCGCACUGGUGGCGCAGGCCUGUCACGCCGCCACCGCGGCCUUGCACCUUCACCGAGACCAUCCGCACACGGUAGCGUACCUCCGGGAGCUGGGGCGCAUGCGCAAGGUGGUUCUCGAGGCUGCUGAUGAGACCACCUUGAAGGAGCUGGCCGAGACCCUGCAGCAGAAGGACAUCGACCACAUGCUGUGGCUGGAGCAGCCAGAGAACAUUGCCACAUGCAUCGCCCUCAGGCCGUACCCCAAGGAAGAAGUGAGCCAGUACUUGAAGAAGUUCCGAUUGUUCAAGUGACUACUGUUCCGGUAGAACUGGAUGCCAGCUGGGUCCGGGAGCCAAAUGCUCCCUAUCCUGAAGCGCUGUGGACUCCUUUCAAUGUUGAUGUGCUCUUCCCCUCCAGUUAUGAUGGUUUCUUAAGAGCUAGCCCAAAUUCAGAUUAAAGCCAUCAUUAACAAGUA
Molecule: messenger RNA, 608 nt
Organism: Peromyscus maniculatus bairdii (prairie deer mouse)
Lineage: Eukaryota; Metazoa; Chordata; Mammalia; Rodentia; Cricetidae
Gene: Ptrhd1
Product: peptidyl-tRNA hydrolase domain containing 1
Molecular function (GO): peptidyl-tRNA hydrolase activity
Source: RefSeq, a predicted model, not a curated record